GCCUGCGCCGGAAGUGCAGUAGCGCCGCGCUCUGUGUGCCCCGGGAGGCCGGAGCCUUCCGGAACCGCCGGCUAUAAGUGGUCACUCCCUCCACGCCCGGAACUGCUCUGAGUAGUUACAGACAGAACCGCCUUAACCGGUAACGGUCCCGUGAGGGCCCCAGCAGAGAUGAGGAAGAGCAGCUGGCUGAUCCCCAGAGAUACCACAUCCCUGUGACUCUAAGCACUGCCAGGGCCAGGCCAUCUGACUAGUCAGUAUCAUGGAGCCCCCUGGAGAGAAGCCAGGAGAGACCGAGGUGCCGAGCAUCACACCCCAGCUGCUGAAGUCCCGCUCUGGAGAGUUUGCCCUUGAUUCCAUCCUGUUGCUGAAACUUCAGGGUCUAGGGCUGAUGGACCUGGGCUGUUUGGGGGAGUGCCUGAGCCUUGAGUGGCUUGACCUAUCAGGCAAUGCACUUACCCACCUGGGCCCACUGGCAUCCCUGCGCCAGCUGGCUGUGCUCAAUGUCUCCAAUAAUCGACUCACAGGGCUGGAGCCACUGGCAGCCUGUGAAAACCUGCAGAGCCUCAAUGUUGCUGGUAACCUGCUGGCUACUCCUGGCCAGCUGCAGUGCCUGGCUGGGCUGCAGGGCUUGGAGCACCUGAGGCUCCGGGACCCUUUGGCCCGGCUCAGCAACCCGCUGUGUGCCAGUCCCUCCUACUGGCCUGCGGUUCGAGAGCUGUUACCUGGUCUCAAAGUUAUAGAUGGGGAACGUGUGAGUGGGCAGGGCAGUGAGCUGUACCAGUUAUGCCGAGACCUGGACAGUUCCUUGCGCCCCAGCUCCAGCCCUGGCCCCAGAGCAAUCGAGGCCCAGCCAUGGGUGGAUCCUGACUACUGGGAAUCCUGGCCAGUGCAGAACAGCUCCAUUUUGGAAGAGGCCUGCAGGCAGUUCCAGGACAUACUGCAGGAAUGCCUUGACCUGGACCGCCAGGCCGGUGACUGCUUGGCCCAGGCCCAGCAGGCCCUGAGCCCUGCAGAAAGCACCUCUUCCUUCGUCUUCUGAGUGUGCCUCACAGCCCGAGUGUUCUCGUCGUAGUGAGGUUGCUUACAUUGCUUCCCCACCCCGUGCCCUUGCCUCUCUGGUCACUGACCUUGCAAGUAGGCUGUUCAUUUAUCCCUUUCUUGAGAGCAUCCUAACUCCUGCAUCUCCCCAAGGACACUUCCUGCCCUCCUUCCACACCAGCAGGGGCAUGCUUUCUGGGUGGCCUCUAGCGGGUAGAGGAGCUUCCCCUCACUAUCUGGCAAAUGCUGCAGCCAGGCCCAGGGGCAUGCUGAGCCCAGGUUCUCCCAAGUGCCAAGCCUGAGGCUUUGUGGGUAAGGUGACUUGCCACCUGCUAACUCUUAUUAAAUAGUUCUCUGCUGGUUUGUAUCAUUUCUUGUCUCUUCCUCAGCAGAAGUACAGGCUUCCAUACCUCUGUUUUGGUCCUGUAGGAGAUUCUACGCUCACCGUACGUGCUCCCUCCAGUACUAGGCAGGAAGCGUGGGGACUCACAUACAUACCCAACCUUUGAACUUUUAUAUGUGCAGGUCGAGCUGCAGGAAGAACAACACAAGGUUGGAAAUGAACAGGCUCGGCAAUUUUAUUAGCUUGGAGUAUGUCAUCUUUGGGAGCCGGGGUGCUUCCACUGGGCACUGCCACCACUAUACAGGAAGAUGGAGUUCUAGAGAAGAAGGGAACACCAGAUUGAGUAUGAGCAGGGUUGUUUUGGUCUAAUCUUAGCUUUCAGCCAAGUUUUGCACACCCCUUCACUGCCUCCCUCAGUCCAGUUUUCAUGCCAAGGGCUCGCUCUCCCCUCCAAUAACCUACCUGUGCAGGGCUUACUUGGGGUGCAGGGACCUGGAGAAGGCAAACUGUCCAGGGAAGAAGUAGCUUCGGGGGUCCUCGCCAGCCUGUGCUACCUUACUGCACUGGGCCUCCUGAGGCUCCUGCCAGAACCAGUGUGUUGCAGCAGUGCCUGGGAGGAGAGGCAUCACCACAGCCCCCAGGGGAGUGUCUCAGCCUCCCCCACUCCCCCCGUCCCACUCUCCUUCCAGCUUCCGUCACUUACCCCACAGACCCAGGUGUGGUCUAUCUCCCGCCCCCUCCCUAACCUCUGUUCCUCCUUACCUGAGGCCCUUGCCUCAAUAUCGGGCAGUGGACCAUCCGGGCCAGAACUUUACCCUUAGGGUCCAAUUUGAUGCAGGCCAGGCAUUUCCGCUUUCUCUGGGGUGGAGAGUAUGAGAAAAGGAAAAAGGAGUGAGGGAACCAUGAGGGUCAGGUGGGGACUGGCCUUGGCCUUCUCUAGAGUGGAGGGAGACCGUGGUUGGGGUAAGGAUGUACCCCUAGGUUCUGAUAUUUGAACACUUGGUCUCUGGUUGGUGGCUGUUUCGGGACUUUGACUUUGAUGGAGGAAAUGUGUCACUGGGGUAGGCUUUGAGAGUUUAAAGCCUUAUACCACUCCCAAUCCACUCUUUCUGCUUCCUGCUUGCUUUUGAGGAUGCGAGCUCUCAGGUUCUUGCUCUGGCUGCCAUGCCUGCUGGUAGACACAUCUCCCUGCCUCCCUGCCAUGAUGGACUUUUAUCCCUCUGGAACUGUAAGGCAAAAUAAAGCUUUCCUACUAGU
Messenger RNA from Onychomys torridus (southern grasshopper mouse), 2638 nucleotides. It is a transcript of the gene Lrrc61, whose product is annotated as leucine rich repeat containing 61. Gene Ontology annotation, molecular function: protein binding. The record is from RefSeq and is a predicted model, not a curated record. Bases 260 to 1039 code for a protein of 259 amino acids. NCBI's taxonomy places the organism in Eukaryota, Metazoa, Chordata, Mammalia, Rodentia, Cricetidae. Gene Ontology annotation, cellular component: cytoplasm. The transcript has 2 exons. Gene Ontology annotation, biological process: outer dynein arm assembly.